Paramuricea clavata is the source of this 4943-nucleotide messenger RNA. NCBI's taxonomy places the organism in Eukaryota, Metazoa, Cnidaria, Anthozoa, Malacalcyonacea, Plexauridae. The record is from the annotation of a GenBank genome assembly.
AUGAGCUUUCCAACGGCUCCCGACAGCAACAUCGAGACCGACAAGAGACGAUUGCACGGAAGGAUUUCUGAGAAACCGGCAUCAAACGUAGCCGAAUUUUUCGAUGCUGUCAAAAGUGGCAACAUUGAUUUGGUGAAAAGCAAACUUGAUGACACCAACAACCCUGUGAAUAUAAAUGCCAUGAAUUCUGAUGGCGAAACUGCGUUACAGAUUGCGGCCAAGAAUAGCAACUUUGAAAUCAUGAAAGAGCUUUUGGCUAAAAAGGCGAACUUAAAGAAUGCUUUAUUGCAAUGCAUUAUCGAAAACGACCUGGAAUGUGUUAAAAUAUUACUCGCAAAUAAACCAGGCGACAUUGAAAUUUCGAAAGAUAGUUAUAUUACACCAAUUAUUCUGGCCGCUCAAUUGGGCCAUUAUGAUAUAGUGGAUUUUUUUAUUCAGAAUAAUUGUGUGAUUGAAGAGCCGCAUGGUUGUGAAUGCGCUUGCGAAAAAGAGUGCGAGGAGAAAUCACAUAUGUUUCGAUCACAAAUCGCAAUAAAUCGCUUCAGGGGUCUUUCAAACCCUGUUUAUAUGUGUUUAAGGUAAGUCUUAUUUCUUCAAACAAAGGAAAUCACUACCGUCUCGAAAGAUAUAUAUAUAUAUAUAUGUAUAUAUAGUUUUCUGUUUUACCUCAAAAACCACAACAGUCUAUUUCAUCCGUAUAGGAAUCAUCAGGUGGACCACCUGCAUGAUGAUUCCAAUACGGAUGAAACAGACUGUUGUGGUUUUUUUAUGCAGGUAAACUAUAUUACGCUCUAUCUAAUUCAGUUUCUUCGAACGUAUAUGUAUAGUGAAGAGUGCUCAAUAUUACAAAAUAGAGCGAUUUAUUAAUACUUAAAAUGUUUUUGUUGCUACUCCGAGUUUCAUGCCGUAAAGGCCUUUAAUAAGUAUUAAAGUUGGAAUCCAACUUUCUGAUAAAGGCUCGAUGUACCGAGUCGAAAGCUCAAAAUAUUUAAAUUACAAUCAAGAGAACAAAAUAAUUUGUAGAAUUAUUCAAUUAAUAAAAUGCCUGGAUUACAAAUCUUCAACUUUAUUUAUAUAUAUAUAUAUAUAUAUAUAUAUAUAUAUAUAUAUAUAUAUAUAUAUAUAUAUAUAUAUAUAUAUAUAUAUAUAUAUAUAUAUAUAUAAUCCCGAAUUUAACUGUAUCAAAUCAGUAAUAUAUAUUUUGUUGUAUCUUGAAAAUACACUUUCUUAUAUAAAGCAUACAAACACAUACAUCGAUAACGAACCACAAACUCAAAGUUGUAAACAAUUUGAAUUUCGUCACCGUGCAACAUAAAACAUGUCAACUGCAUGUAGCUAAUUUCGGCUUGGUCGCGUAAUUGUGAAAACUGGUGUAAUAUGAAAUAGUCAUUCGUAUAACGUGAACUGUAUUUCAAGACCACUGCGUCAACUUAAAAAUGACUGCUUUGUACUUAAUCUUAAAGGUACUUAAAGACAGAGGGAAGCAAUGACGAUCCGUUGACUCGAGCUUUUGACUUGAACACGAAAGUACGAGAGCGAGCCUCGCACGAGCCAGAAUUAAAGAAAGAAUAUCUUAAAAUUUCCGAAAGAUGCAAGAGAUUUGCGACAGAUUUAUACAAUGGCUGUCAAAGCAUGAACGAAAUUGCCAGUCUUCUGGACAUUGACGAAGAUAAGCUUAUUCACGACUGUCGUGACAAGAGAUUGAAUGGAGGAAAUCGAGAUUGCGUGGUAAAGAAAUUGAGGACAGCGGUCAAAAGCGGCCAUAUAGAGGUAGGUGUACGUGCAGUUGAUUGAAUUGUAGCGAAUCCAACGGAAACAAUUUGACAAUCUUUGGGAAACAUGGCUAGGAAACAAUGUUUCCUGGUUUGCCCACCUUUGGGAAACAUGGCUAGAAGCGAUGUUUCCUGCUUUGUCCACCUUUGGGAAUGAUAGUUAAGAAACAUUAUUAUAUAUCAAUAGUCAAAGUCGCAUUUUUCUAGUGUUUUAUUGGUUGGGAGCAUAUCACGUGAGAGCGACAACCUCGCAACAGCGCGAGAGGGAAACAAACCGUUAUCGACCGGCGAAUAAAAAAAUCACGUGCGCCAUCACGUGAAGAUGCGACCUUUGGACAUGCCUAGUAUACGUAAUUAAAACUUUCGCUAUAUAAUGUAACUGCAGUGUAGCCAGUGUUUAAUAUAGCGUUUUAACAAUAAAAUAUUUCAUGUAUUUACGUUCACUUGUUCUUUAAUUUGUUGUUUCUUUGACUAUUGAUAUAUAAUAAAACACUUAUUUACUGAGACCUCGGGAAAGCAGUGUGUUGUGUGGACCCUCGAUGUUUAGCUCGGCCUCGGCUUCGCCUCGAGAAACAUUGACGGUCUCGGGUCCACAAAACACACUGUUUUACUCGGUCUCAGUAAAUAAGUGAUAAAUGUUUCCUGGUUUGCCCACCUUUGGGAAACACGACUAGGAAACAAUGUUUCCUGAUCUGUCCACCUUUGGGAAACAUGGCUAGGAAACAAUGGUUUGCUCACCUUUGGGAAACAUAACUAGGAAACAAUGUUUCCUGGUUUGCCAAUCUGGCAACGUCCAUUAAUUCUAUAAUUUUUUGUAUUAAUACGUUUGAUAUUUUUCAAGUUAUCAUGCUGACAGACAAACACACACACAAACUCGGAUGAAAACAUACCCCCCCCCCCCUGGCGGAAGUACAAAUGCAUCUGCACCAAUAUUCCUUACUUGUCUCAAGGCUAAACUAUUUUUUUCUUCUUCUUUAGUUUGUAGCACAUCCACUCAACCAACAACUCCUAAACACCGCAGUCUACUCUGGCGUGCCCAGAAAGAUCUACGGAAUGCCCUUCAAAUACAAAGUUCCCCUAUUUCUCCUUUACACCGUCAUAUUCCCUCUCCUGGUGUUAUUUUAUAUCGUGACUCCAGACAAUACGGUAUCAAAAAUGAUGAAAACUCCUUAUUUCAAGUUCAUCAGUCAUAUUUCGCAGUUUAUUAUGUUCCAGUGCUUGAUCGCUGCCUCAGCGCUCAGAGAUACCCGUGGUGCGACAGUUAUAGGUAAAAUAUUGCCUGAAGAUGCCUGGGCAAACAGGCCUGGAAUCAGCUGCUCAAAUUCCUGUCCUCUAUUUUCUGUAAUCCUUGUUGUGUUUACCGUCAGAUUUGUUUUAUAUUAAACACUACUUUGACAAUUACCCUCUACUGAUGCACGAUUAAGAUGACCUACUCACAAAAUCUCGGAUCUCAGUAGAACGAUGAUAGUGUUUAUCUUGAUGGGUGGUCCAGCCGUUCGGUGCAUUUAUACCAGAUAAACCAUUUUUCAUUUCCCAAAUUCGUCCAAACGGAUAUUCCGUCCAGAUAGUUUAAAUCAGACCACUAAACUUUUUCACUUCAUUUUUCAGAAUAUCUGAUAUUCAUCACGGUAUUUGGCAUGAUGUUUCAAGAGGGUAUCAAAAUUUCUAAGGAUGGAUUUAAAUAUAUCUUCAAUUGGUGGAACGGUGUCACAGCAAUAAUGUUAACAUUGUUGGUUCUGGCUGGGCUGUCCUGGAUAGUAGGCGUUGCUAUUAUAGGAAGGUUGCCAGUGGUGAAUUAUUCUCUGCCUCAAUUUGCCGAGUCCAAAGUUGGCUAUCAAUUCUUGUUUGUGGGCAACAGUUGUUUCUCAAUGGCUAUCGUUGCCAGUGUCUUUUAUUUGUUCGAGUUAUGUCAGGUAAAGUCACAACGAUAUCAUCAUCGUCAUUGUAAUAAAGUCGAUAAAGCCUAUACGGCUUCACACCAACUAUAUAGGACAAUCAUGUUUCGCUCGCUAUUCUGGUUUAAAUAAAUGAUUACAAAGCCCAGUCGAAUUGUAAUCAAGACCCAGCGUUUCGACACUCCAGUCUAGUGCCUUCAUCAGGGGUGAUCUAAACUUGCAUUCGUGGCUUCUUAAAUACCCAAGGGAUGACGUCACCUGCCAAUGAGAUGCAUAUAUUCCUCUGGAUGCAUUCAUUGGCAGGUGACGUCAUCCCUUGGGUAUUUAAGAAGCCACGAUUGUAAUUUUAGAUCACCCCUGAUGAAGACACUAGACUGGAGUGUCGAAACGUUGGGUCUUGAUUACAAUUCGACUGAUGGGCUUUGUAAUCAUUUAUUUAAACCAGAGUAGCGAGCGAAACAUGAUUGAUAUACCUGGUUGCAGUGAACGAAAAAACUUUAAAUAUAUAGAACAAUUAUAACUACUAUAAAUAACCUUAAGAUAUAUACAAAUAUAGUUAAAUACUUAUCAAAAAUACAAUAAAUUUAAGAAACAAUCCUUAUAUUAUAAAAAGUUUAAUCGAAAUGUUUUAUUAAUUCACUCAGUUUGAAUUCGUCCACAGUGUCUAUUGUUGCAAUAUUUGCCUUUCAUUGCUGUCUUUUGCAGCUUUGACAAAAAACGAAUAUUUAAAUAUAUCCUUGGAACAUUUCUGGAUUUGCAGUUUAUAUACUGAUGACUAUUUCUUGGCUAGAAAAUAUUUUUUCCUAGUUUACCCAGCUAGAAACAUGGCUAGGGAACAUUGUUUGCGAAAGCAAAUAAAAUGCUUCUUCCAUCUCCAUAAAUCAAAUUUGAUUUAUUUCUUUAUCAAAUUUCACCUUCAGGAAACAUGUUUAGAAAACAAUGUUUCCUGGUUUGCCCGCCUUUGGGAAACAUGGCUAGAAAAUAUUAUUUGCGCAAACAAAUAAAACAAUGCUUCCUCCCACCUCUGUAUAUCAAACUUAAUUUGUUUCUUUAUCAAAUUUUAGGUCAAUCAUGUUAUUGGUCCAUUACAGCUAUCACUAUUUCGUAUGCUUCAAGAUGUUUUAAAAUUCCUUCUAUUUUUUGGCGCCAUUUUUCUGGCAUUUGUCAUCGCAAUACGUAAUCUCUACUCACACUAUCACAGCAUCCAGGAGGAGAUUGCCGAACACAACAACAAGAAUAACAGUAUGGUGGCAGAAACUAAUCACCGAUUUUCCAC